Messenger RNA from Penicillium diatomitis, 297 nucleotides. RefSeq lists its product as uncharacterized. The transcript has a single exon. Bases 1 to 297 code for a protein of 98 amino acids. The record is from RefSeq and is a predicted model, not a curated record. NCBI's taxonomy places the organism in Eukaryota, Fungi, Ascomycota, Eurotiomycetes, Eurotiales, Aspergillaceae.
AUGACCAGAGGAACCCACGGAACCGAUCCCCUGUCCUCGCCCAAUGCGGAUAUCCCAGCCCUCCCCUGGAGCCUGAGGUUUCCGACCACCGGACUGGUCGAGUACUACCGUCACAUCCGCACGUCCCAUGGAGGUGACCAGGGACGAGGAGCCCACCUGCAUCUCGACUGUUACGCGACCGAGGCAACUGCACGAACAAGCGAGGUCAUCACCCCUCUGCGCAGACGCAGAGGAGAUUACCUGUCGAUCCGCGUGUCCACUCAUCAGGGACGAACCGACCUGACGAGCAACGUGUGA